This is a messenger RNA of Capra hircus (goat), 5412 nucleotides long. RefSeq names its product KN motif and ankyrin repeat domains 4 (gene KANK4). Gene Ontology annotation, biological process: negative regulation of actin filament polymerization. Bases 365 to 3409 code for a protein of 1014 amino acids. Gene Ontology annotation, molecular function: protein binding. The record is from RefSeq and is a predicted model, not a curated record. NCBI's taxonomy places the organism in Eukaryota, Metazoa, Chordata, Mammalia, Artiodactyla, Bovidae. Gene Ontology annotation, cellular component: cytoskeleton; cytoplasm. The transcript has 10 exons.
GGAGCCCAGACGCUUUCCUGGCCCGUUUGGACGGCAUCCACCCCCCUGUAUCUCCUUCAGGUCUGGUGGUGGUGCUAGAUUUGCAGAGCGUCUGUGCCUGCGCCUCACACCUGCCUCUGCUCCAGAGAGCUGCAGCUGCAGUGGGCUGGCCGAGCCUCUUCACGGCAUCUGCCUGGGACAUCCUGAGACCUUGCUCUUGCACAGCUGCCUUUUCCCCAGCUCCUGCACCCGCCCCUCUGAAGUCACUGGUCCACGCUUGGAAGCCCUGCCUGGAGCUGGAUCCUUAUAGAAGAAUUCUCCAGCGAAUUUUACAGACUUACCGGAUGAAGAGUGCCUGAGAGACUGGCGGUCAACAAUCCCUAAGAUGGAGAAGACAGAUGCCAAAGACCAGUCCUCUCAGGGGGAUGAGGAGAAAGAGCCUCCAAAGAGCCACCCCUACUCGGUGGAGACCCCAUAUGGCUUCCAUUUGGACCUGGACUUCCUCAAGUAUGUGGAUGACAUCGAGAAGGGAAACACCAUCAAAAGGAUUCCUAUCCACAGAAGGGCCAAGCAGGCCAAGUUCAGCACUCUGCCCCGAAACUUCAGCCUUCCCGACAGCGGGGCUCGGCCCCAUGCUGUUCUUUCCCACCCGAACUGGUCCCCCAUGGUGUCUAGGAAAGUGUUGGGGACAGAGGCCCGAGCCCAGCCACUGCCCCUCGGGGAUCAUCCGCAAGCCCCACAAGCCGCCAGCGGCAGCGAGCUGAGCUACCACCGGAAGGCCCUGCUGAUGGAGACGGCCAGACAGCUGGAGGCUGCUGCUGCUCCCGGGGAGGCUGAGCUCACCUCUGGGAGUGGACGGCCCCAGCUUCUGAGAGCAUCCAGCAUGCCGGCCACGCUGCUGCAAACCAGGGCCUCGGAGGACCCAAGCCUAAACUCAGGACCCCCCACCCCGCCCGUCCUCCCCCAACUUCAGGGCGAAGGCAUUGUCUGUGAUGGUGCCUUUGGGCCCGCGGAAGGAUUUGCAGGUUUUUCCAACUCCACUCCGCGAGCAGCAACCCAACCGGAAGUCAGAGAGUCAGGAGACCUAGUGCCAGGGAUUGCGGAGCUGAUCCAGGAGGGGCCCGAGCCCCCAAAAAGCGAAGAAGAGGCUCCAAAUCACCUCUCUUUCCCGAGUCCACCUUUCUCGUCCCAGAAUGCACUUGUGGUUCUAGAGGAGGCAGAAGACCAACAGGAAAGCAGAGGAGCCCAGGUGGUGGUCACAAGCCCCAGCUCUCCAACACCAAGCCCCCCGCCUCUGCCGUCACCCAUCCCUGAGAAUGAGCUCCCCCUGGAAGAAAUCGAGCUCAACAUCAGCGAAAUCCCACCACCACCACCUGUAGAGGUGGACGUGAGGAGCAUCGGGAUCCGCGUCACGGAGGAAAGCCUGGGCCUUGCCUCCCGGGAUCCUGGCAGCAUCUCCAGCCUGAAGCAGCAAAUCUCCGACCUCGAAGGCGAACUGUCUGGAAGAACUGAGGAACUGGCCCAGGUCAGAGCUGCCCUCCAGCGGCAGGAAGAGGAAAUCAAGGCGCGGGGGCAGAGGAUUCAAGAGCUAGAGUGCACUGUAGCUCAACUGGUAGAAAAGCUUAGCGGAGGGAACACCAAAGAUGCUCAGGGCCAGACUGAUGCUAUGGUCGGCACUGACCCCCUGCAGGGGCUCUUGACCAGGCAGUCGUGUGACAAGAGCAUUGGGGUCAGCCUUCUGGGCAGCGUGGGAUCUGAAAGCUGGGGAGCCAGGGGAGAGGGGAAUGGCCCCCUGUGGGGGCGAGAAAGUCACACACGAGGGGAUGGGAGCCCAGCAGGACUUGUGUCGCCACCCCAGCCGUCACUGCCACAGGGCUCUGAGACGGUCCUCAUGCCUUCUUCACACAGCUGCCUCUCCACUGAGCUCAGGAUCGAAGAGGGAGGUUCUGAGCAGGCAGGAGGUUCUUCGGUGGGAAUUAAGGGUCUGGACAGGGGAGUAGGAGGAUCUCCAGGGAGUGCUGAGAGAAAGGCUCCCCCAGCAGGGAGGGAGGAGGCUGGUCCAGAGCUGUCAGGGAAGGAGCGCCCUGGAAGGCCACCAGGCUCCCCCACCGAUGCCACUAUUGGGCAAUACGUUAAGAAGAUCCAAGAGCUCCUGCAGGAGCAGUGGAGCUGCCUGGAACACGGGUACCCUGAGCUGGCCCGCGCCAUCAAGCAGCCUGCCUCCAAACUCAGCAGCAUCCAGAGCCAGCUACAGAGCUCCCUCAACCUGCUUCUGUCUGCCUACUCCGCCCAGGCUCCACCCCAGAAGGAGCCCCCAGGCCCCUCCUCCUCCCCACCGAUGGAGAUCUCCCCGUCGACCAGCCUUAAAUCCAUAAUGAAAAAGAAAGACUAUGGCUUCCGUGCAGGAGGUAAUGGGACCAAAAAGAACCUUCAGUUUGUUGGGGUUAACGGUGGCUAUGAGACCACCUCGAGUGAGGAGACCAGUGGUGAGGACAGCUCCCCAGAAGACUUGUCUGACAGCGAGGCUGAGAAGAAAUGUGAUGGCCCAGAACCCAGGCAGGGCAAGGAUGCCCACCUCAGCUGUAGGGUGAGCCAGGGCACCCAUGAGGGCACCCACGACACAGACCAGGAAACUGGGCCUGGCGAAGAGCUCCCCCAUCCCAAGACGGAGAGAUAUAAACCCUCAGAAGAAUUCCUUAAUGCAUGCCGGGCAUUGAGCCAACAUCUGCCACAAACUGGGACGACCACUGACCAGCUCUUGAAGCAGAGCUUGAACACCAUCAGUCAAGAGUGGUUCCGCAUCUCCAGCCGGAAGUCAUCCAGCCCUGCUGUAGUGGCCGCCUACCUCCGCGGGGUCCAGCCUCACUCCCCACACUUGCUAAAGCUGCUUGUCAAUCUGGCUGAUGGCAAUGGGAACACAGCUCUUCACUACAGUGUGUCCCACUCUAACUUCUCCAUCGUGAAGCUGCUGCUGGAGACAGGUGUCUGCAAUGUGGACCAUCAGAACAAAGCUGGCUACACUGCUGUGAUGAUCACUCCCCUGGCUUCUGCCGAGACCAAUGAAGACAUGGCUGUUGUCUGGAAGCUCUUAAGAGAAGGGAAUGUGAACAUCCAAGCUACUCAGGGGGGCCAGACGGCACUGAUGCUGGGUGUCAGCCACGACAGGGGGGACAUGGUCCAGGCGCUGCUGAGCUGCCAGGCAGAUGUCAACCUGCAGGACCAUGAUGGAUCAUCUGCCCUCAUGCUGGCCUGUUGCCAUGGCAACACGGACAUGGUGCGGCUGCUCCUGGCACAUCCAGCCUGCGACAGCAGCCUGACUGACAAGGCUGGCCGAACGGCUUUGUCCAUAGCUCUGAAAUCACCCGCCCAUGUGGAAAUUGCAGGGCUGCUUCGGGCCCACUCGAAGCAGGGCAGGCCCCUGGGGCCAUAGGGGCUGUGGAAGAGCUGGCAGCUGUGAACAGAAGAAGCCUUGUCUGGACUCCUCCGGCGCCCUUGGAGAGGGCAUGGGUCAUAGCCAGAGGGCUGUCCCUGAAAAGAAGAAACAAUGUCAAAUAUGCACAUACGUUCCUGUUGUAUAAUUUUGCUCAUUAGGAUGCUUUGUAGUUUUUGCCUUAGGCCACGCCCCAAAACUCUGGGCUGUAGAGGGGUGCAAGGUGCAGGGUACAUUGAGUUCGGCUAAAAAUAUUCCUACACAUCUUCAGCCUCGAAUUCCUCAUGAUGCUACCCUUUGCCAAACCGUGUAGUGAGCAAGCAGGUGGAGCACAGUAGCAAAGCAAUACUUUUUACAUGGAAUUUUAAAAUGUACCGUCUUUUUGUUUUUUAAUCAAUUAUAUAGGAAGAUGUCCCAUUGGGCAUGCAUGUCUAGGGAGGAGGGCUGGGGAAGGGGUGGGAGUUAAGCAGCUGCCCUGGCAAUCAUUCUCUGGAGGACCUUAGGAGAAUCACCGUGCAGGCAGGUGAAACUGAACAAAUCCCACUGGGGCCUUUGUUUAGUUGGGGUUGACAGAGAAAUCUUAAAUUCAAAUGAGGUAGGAAGAAGCACAUUGGUGUCAGAGCCAGAUACACAGUCUUGACCAUUUCCAAGUCGUCGGGUGGCUCCACUUUGCUCCAGGGAAAUUGAAAUUAAGCAGAAAGUUAUCCAAACUAGUGAAGCACAUCACGUGUAUUUAGGCAGAGCCCAAUUACAUAAGCCCUUCUAAAUCUGUGAAAGAAACAAAUUAAGAGUGAGCAUCCUUCUCAGGGUAGAUUCUUAUCAUCUAGAAGCCACCUCUUUUUUUUUCACAGUAGUAUCCUUGGUGGUUUAGUUGCUAAGUCUUGUCCGACUCUUGUGACCCCAUGGGCUGUAGCCCACCAGUCUCUUCUGUCCUCGGUCCAUGGGAUUUCCUAGGCAAGAAUACUGGAGUGGGUAGCCUUUUCUUUCUCCAGGGGAUCUCCCCUACCCAGAGAUUGAACCCAGGUCUCCUGCUUGCAGGCAGAUUCUUUACCCGCUGAGCCACCAAGGAAGCAGCAGUACCAGGGCCCUCACGGUCAUCCUGGAUCAUUUCCACUCCACCUUCAUGAGUGGACUGUGAGCCCUUAUGAGGUUCUGAGGUUUCCAAGGCUCCUGGGAUGUAGAACCUGCCAGUGUGGGCUGCAGCAGGAAUGUGGAGGCUGGGCCCAGUAGGGCCUGUUCUGCACAGACAUGUAUCUCUUCUGAAAAGCUCCUUCUUAGACUUCUGCAAUCCCAGGGGCCACCAUGUGCAUGGCUUUAUCUAUGGAUUUGUUCUUUUUAAAAAAUCUCUCAUGCAAAAAACCCCUCUUGUAUAAAAAGGAAAGACAUCAUAGUUGGGUGAGCCUUACAUUGGCAACUCAAAAGCUUGAGUUCUCAUCUGAUUCAGAUACAGAUUUGCUUGAUGCCCCUUGAGUGAGUCAUGGUCCCGUUCUCAUCAUCUCUCAAAAUGGAAGUUAUCAUACAACCUAACUAACUCCUGGGGUUGCUGGGCAAGGAACAGCCGAUGGAAGUCUUAGAGUCCAGUUUGUAAUCCAUGAAGACUGUCUACACAAAUGGCACAGCAAACGUCAGUACAACUUGUGAUUCAUAAGAGAGGCUCAAAGUCCCAGAGCAGGACAUUGAUGUGUGACAGUGUUGCUCAGAGAGAAUGGAGUAAAGAAUGAUCUAAAAUGCUUUAAAUGGGUUUGUGUUGACCUUAAAGCGCAUUUUAAGAGCAGAACCCUACAUUAAUAAUGUGCUAGCCCAGUUCUUCUCAAACUUUGAUGUGCAUACGAAUUACCUGGAGAUCUUACUAGAGCUCAGUCAGUCCGGGAGGGAAGGGGGCUGGAGAGUUUACAUUUCUAACCAGUUCUCAGGGGACGCUGAUACUGCUGGGCCACACCACACUUGGAGAAUAACACUCUGGCCUAACCUGACUGUUUAUGUAUUAAAAUGCUGCCUCUCGA